This is a messenger RNA of Priceomyces carsonii, 2967 nucleotides long. RefSeq names its product Mis12p (gene MIS12). The record is from RefSeq and is a predicted model, not a curated record. NCBI's taxonomy places the organism in Eukaryota, Fungi, Ascomycota, Pichiomycetes, Serinales, Debaryomycetaceae. The coding region runs from base 1 to 2967 and encodes 988 amino acids. Gene Ontology annotation, biological process: tetrahydrofolate interconversion. Gene Ontology annotation, cellular component: cytosol. The transcript has a single exon. Gene Ontology annotation, molecular function: methenyltetrahydrofolate cyclohydrolase activity; methylenetetrahydrofolate dehydrogenase (NADP+) activity; ATP binding.
AUGUUCAAAACGCUUUCGUCGGCUAGUCAAAUAGCUUUAUCAAGGAACAGUUUCAGAGCAUUACAUGUUUCAGCCGUGAGCAGGUCUGCAACUGUGGUAUCCGGUACGAAAUUAGCGCAGUCAGUCAGAAAGAACAUAGCAGAGAAGGUCAUAAAGCAUAAUAGAGAAAAGUUUGGAGACCUUAAGAGCACUUCCUUCGAUGACUUGAAGUUCAAGCCUUCUCUAACUAUUGUUCAAGUUGGAAAUCGGCCGGAUUCUUCUGCUUAUGUGAGAUCUAAGCUUAGAGCUGCGGAAUCUUCCAAUAUCUCUUCGAGAUUGAUAAAAUUAGACGAUAAUGUGACAGAAGAGGCUCUAUUGGAAGAAAUAACACGGUUAAAUAAUGACCCUAAGGUAAAUGGUAUUUUGGUUCAAUUGCCGUUACCUAAGAGUAUCAAUGAAACUACCAUCACAAAUGCCGUUUCCCAUUUAAAAGAUGUAGAUGGGUUUGGCCGUUUCAAUAUUGGUGAACUAUCUAAGAGAGGGGGCAACCCCCUCUUUAUGCCUUGUACCCCUAAUGGAGUAAUUGAAUUGAUCAAAACAACGGGAAUUGACUUGAGAGGAAAGAACGCCGCUGUCAUUGGUCGGUCAGAUAUAGUUGGAACUCCCGUUGCCUCAAUGCUUAAAAACUUGGAUUGUACAGUGACUGUUUGUCACAGUCGUACCAAGGAUUUACCUAAAGUUCUCAUUGAUUCUGAUAUCGUCAUCGCUGCUGCUGGGAUUCCUGAAUACGUUAAGGGUGACUGGAUCAAAGACGGCGCGAUCGUGAUUGAUGUGGGAAUCAACUAUAAGGACGAUCCUAAUGCCAAGAAUGGUAGAAAACUAGUAGGCGAUGUCGACUGGGAGAGCGUAUCAAAGAAAGCGGGUUAUGUUACUCCGGUACCUGGCGGUGUUGGUCCUAUGACGGUUGCAAUGUUAUGUUCGAACGUGUUUGAUGCCGCAAUCUUGCAAGAGCAAAAGGCUCAUGAAAAGUCAUUCAAGCCUUUACCUCUAGAAGUCAAAAAUCCGGUACCAUCUGACAUUGAAAUUUCUAGAUCUCAGAAACCGAAAAAGAUCACCAAACUUGCGGAAGAACUUGGAUUGCUUGAGAUUGAAUUAGAGCCAUAUGGUCAUUUCAAAGCAAAAGUAGAUCCAAAACUCGUCAUUGAUCGUUUAGAUGAACAAUCGGAGGGUUCGAGUUCAGAAAAAGGAUAUUAUGUAUUAGUAGCUGGUAUCACUCCGACACCCUUAGGAGAAGGUAAAUCUACGACUACUAUGGGCUUGACGCAAGCCUUAGGAGCUGAAUUGGGAUUUAAUUCAAUUGCUAAUGUCAGACAACCUUCUAUGGGUCCAACUUUUGGUGUCAAAGGUGGUGCAGCUGGAGGUGGUUACUCUCAAGUUAUUCCUAUGGAUGAGUUUAAUAUGCAUUUAACAGGGGAUAUUCAUGCAAUCUCUGCUGCUCAGAAUCUCUUAUGUGCUGCAGUUGACACUCGAAUGUUUCAUGAGCACACAUCUAAGACUACCAAGGGCUUCUUCAAAAGAUUGGUACCAGUCAAGAAAGGUAAAAGAUCAUUCACCCCUUCAAUGUUGAGAAGAUUGCAAAAGCUAGGCAUUACUUCAACCAAUCCUGAUGAAUUGACUGACGAGGAAAUUGAAAAAUUUGCCAUGUUGAAAAUUGACCCGUCAUCCAUAACUAUCAAAAGGGUGGUAGAUUGCAAUGAUAGAUUUGUUCGUGAGAUCACGAUUGGAGAAGGUAAAAAUGAGGCCAGUAAAUUUCCACCGAGAAAAACUGGAAUGGAUAUCACGGUUGCAUGCGAAUUAAUGGCUAUCUUGGCUUUGUCUAAUUCUUUGAAGGACUUAAGAGAAAGAGUAGGAAAAAUUGUUGUGGGAACCCAAUUAGGAACUGGAGAAGCUAUAACCGCAGAUGAUAUUGGUGUAGCAGGGGCUAUAACUGCUUUGUUGAAAGAUGCAAUUAAACCUAACUUGAUGCAAACUUUACAGGGAACACCUGUAUUUGUGCACGCUGGUCCUUUUGCUAAUAUCUCAAUUGGUGCUUCAUCAAUCUUAGCUGAUAAGUUAGCCUUAAAAUUAACUUCACCAUCAAAUCCUAUUAACAAUGGGACCAGAGGUUAUGUUGUUACUGAAGGUGGUUUUGAUUUCACCAUGGGUGGUGAAAGAUUCUUUAACAUAAAGUGCAGAGCUUCUGGUUUAAAGCCAAAUGCCGUUGUCUUAGUCGCUACCUCAAGAGCAUUGAAGUUGCACGGUGGCGCAUCAGAUGUCAAACCUGGACAGCCAUUACCCAAAGAGUAUGUAACUGAAAACUUGGGUUUCUUAAAGACAGGAUGUGCUAACUUGGCCAAACAAAUCUCAAAUAUAAAAGCAUAUGGUGCUCCAGUUGUUGUAGCGAUCAAUAAAUUUGAUACUGAUACUCAGGCAGAGAUUCAACUCAUUCAGGAAGAAGCUUUGAAAGCUGGUGCUGACUUUGCAAUUCCUUCAAGCCACUGGGCUGAAGGUGGUAAAGGAGCUAUAGAAUUGGCUAGGGCUGUAACUAAAGCUGUCAAGCUAUCUGAUGAUCAAGAGCAAAAGUUCUUAUACGAUGUGAAUGAUUCGGUUGAACAGAAAAUUUUGACUAUUGCUCAAAAGAUGUAUGGUGCAGCAGACAUCGAAUUGUCGCCGUUGGCUAAGCAGCAAAUAGCUACUUAUACCGAGCAAGGAUUUGAUAAGUUGCCCAUUUGUAUUGCUAAGACUCAGUAUUCGUUAUCUCAUGACCCAUCGCUAAAGGGAGUGCCUACAGGGUUUACUGUUCCAAUUAGGGAAGUCAGAUGCUCGGCUGGUGCUGGGUAUCUUUAUGCCUUAGCAGCAGAAAUAAUGACUAUACCUGGUCUUCCAACACACGCCGGUUUCAUGAAUGUUGAAGUCAACGAUGAUGGUGAGAUUGAGGGAUUAUUUUAG